AUGGACUUGCAAUCUGAACACGAAAAAUAUUUAUGUCAGUAUUUUGACAAUAAGCCGGUUUUUGUGCUUAAUUAUCCUGCCCAAUUAAAGGCUUUUUAUAUGAAAAACAAUCCCGACGGAAAAACGGUGGCUGGUUUCGAUUUAUUGUUUCCGGAAAUUGGAGAAUUAAUUGGCGGCAGUGUGCGGGAAAAUAAUUAUCAAUUUUUAAUAGCCAAGGCUCGAAAAAUAGGCUUAGAUAUCAAUAACUUACAUGGCACCGAAAACAUUAGAGAUACGGCUGCUUUUCCGCUGUAUCCUAAGCACUUGGAGUUUUAG
Messenger RNA from Ambispora gerdemannii, 315 nucleotides. The record is from the annotation of a GenBank genome assembly. NCBI's taxonomy places the organism in Eukaryota, Fungi, Glomeromycota, Glomeromycetes, Archaeosporales, Ambisporaceae.